ACCCACGUUUUAGUCUGUCGCGUGUGUUGCUACGGCGCAGAAUAUAGCAUCACCUCGCCCUCUCGUUCGCUUCUGUGAUCGUCCGAGGUUCGAGAGAUGCCGUGAAACCGGGGAAAAUAGAGUCGCGCAUAGACUGCAUCGCGAGAGAUCGUGUGCCGAAAUUCCAUCCGCGAUUGUCCAUGAAAGGGUAGAUAUAAUCGCAGAUGAUAAUGAGAACGCGACGUCGAGAUGUUGCCGCGCGACGUCGUCAAUCAUCGUCGCGAUUCGCGUAAACCUAAAUUCCGCUAGUAAAAAAAAAAGAAAAAAAGAUGUGAUGUCGGAUAUCUUCGUUUGACACGCGUCAAAUUUGAUCAGAACAUUUUCAACGAGGUACAUAAAUUUGUUUGCGAAUUGCAAACUUACGUCGGUCAUUCAUCUCGUGGUAUAGAAAUCGGCGAGCAAAAUCUCCUCGAAGACUAUAUAUAAGAAAAUUGAAUCCGACUGAAAAUCCUCUAAGUUUAACGCGAAAAAAGGUGUCCUACGCGCGAUAUCCUCUAUUAACGGCACAUCCGAUCGGAAUAUGUCGCACGAGUCUUUGAAAAAGCACACGAGGGGAAAAGGUCGAGCACGCUGCGGCGAUCGCACCGCUCCGGUGCCCGAGAGAUGACUAUACUACUACUGCCGAGAGAGAGAGCGAUAAGCCUAUUAUCAGCCAGCUUUAAGUGACGCGGGAUUGAUCGCGUAAAAAUAACCAGCGCAAGGCACAAAAAAGGAAAGAAGAAAAAAAGGAGAAAAAGAAAACGUGGCGGGAAUGCGCGCCGAGUACACUUUGCGACUGCGGCGAUUAUUAUCGGUGCGUCCUGCCGCGCCUCUUCAAUAUUAAUAAUAUCCCGUCGACUUCGAGAGGCCGACUUCCGGUAUGCGUUUCUUCGCGCGAACCACCGCGUGGCCAGCUCGCUGCGCGUCCCAGACCGGAAAUGCUCGCGGAAAUCAUCGUCAUCGUUGCGUCGAGUGAUGACCAUUGGGCGAGAGAGCUGUCCGUAACAAGAUCAGAUGAUGACGGAUUCCCCGACACCAUCGACCAGCAGACAUCACGACGAUAAAUCCGACAAGCCCGAGAAAGCCGAUAAAACGGUGUUCCUGCAAAUCCAGGACAUAAACAGCCAGGUAGCACAAUUUCGGGAUCUACUCAUUAAUAUCGGGCAACCGCGCGAUUGUCCGGAACUACGGGAGAAAAUACGAAGGCUACGUCGAAACUGCGUGGACGCUUGCAAGAGCACCUCUCAACUGGUACUGCCUCAUGUGCAGAGCGCUAUGGAUGUCGGAAUACCGGUGGACAGUCCGAAUUUAGUGCUAUUAUUUUACGUGGUGCAAUUAUUUCUACGCGAACUGCACAAGAGCAAGAACCUCAUACGAAUCGUACCCAUGGACAUGUCCGGAUAUUACGAGAGCCGCGCCGGUCCCUCGUAUAUCGGCAACGUGGUCUCGCAGAUCCUCCUAUGCAAACAGAUCAGACCGGAUUUCAACGAGGAGGAGCUCUGCAGCAUCCGAAAGGAUUCGGAAGAGAUCGGUCAGCUGAUAUCGGAACUGCAAGAAUUCAUGCCCCAAUCCGAGGCUGACACGGAGAAACCUGUGGCACUUCAUAGCACUGGGAACAAAAUCAAUCGGAACAACGGAACACGAAGGAUGCACCGAUGGAGCAGCAGCAACAGAGACCGACAAUCGUCCUAUUUUCGUAGUGGCUUUAGAUUUUUGUGCUGCGCCGCGAGCACUAAUUAUGUUUAACGUACAAUUCGUUUUAUUAAUUAAAUAUAAUAUAUAUAUAUAUAU
Nylanderia fulva is the source of this 1809-nucleotide messenger RNA. It is a transcript of the gene dcma, whose product is annotated as syntaxin-like domain-containing protein decima. The record is from RefSeq and is a predicted model, not a curated record. Lineage: Eukaryota; Metazoa; Arthropoda; Insecta; Hymenoptera; Formicidae. Gene Ontology annotation, cellular component: membrane.